AUGGAUAAUUCCGGUUGGAAGAACCAAUCCAUCAUCAGAAAUGUGAUUAUCAGUAACCCAUCAUGCACCUGGAGCCGUCAAUAUGAUAAUUUCUCAGAACUAAACAGUACCGACUAUUGCGUUGUAGGUGGUAAAGUUGAGAUGAUGAUGAAUGAAGCUUUGCUUAGUUCAAACUUAGAGCUUCUCUGUGGAAAUCUUAACAAAGCCAACGAUGCUGUUCAAGAUAUCUUGCAGAAUCAGGCAGUGAUAAGCAUUUCUACUGAUUCCAUACUUCCAAAUUCAGUAGCUGAAGCUGCCAUGAGAGAGAAUUUGUCAGCUUCUUAUCAGUUGUGCACUCUUCCCCCAACAUUAAGUACUGAUCACAACUUCACGAACUCUGAAGAACUACAAUUCGCCAGUUCUGAAAUCAGAGAAGCCUGUAAUAAUACUUCUUCUGGAACUGAUUCAGAUCACUAUGCUUCGCAUAGCUCUAAUUUAAAUACAAAACAGAGAACAAAAGAAAAGCUUAGCUACAAGAGGAAAAGAGAGGAAUAUUCCUCCAACCAUCUCAAAUCGAGCUCAUCGACUGCGGACGGCGGAUUUCAAAUAAUUUUCGGCGACGAGGACCCGUUAAAGUCCAAAAAGACCAGAUUUGAGAUUGACAAGUAUGAACCCGACACCGAAGCAAUUGCGCAAGUGAAAGAGAUGAUUUAUAGAGCUGCGGCUAUGAGGCCGGUGAGUCUGGACGAGGAGGCGGCGGUCGAAAAGCCUAAGAGGAAGAAUGUGAGAAUAUCGAGCGAUCCACAGACGAUGGCUGCUAGGCAUAGAAGGGAGAGGAUAAGUGAGAGGCUGAGGGUUUUACAGAGGCUAGUCCCAGGUGGGAGCAAGAUGGAUACUGCUUCCAUGCUUGAUGAGGCUGCAAAUUAUCUCAGGUUUUUGAAAUCUCAAAUCAGUGCUUUGGAGAAGCUUGGGAACGGGAACAGAUCAGUUGAACUUGCCAUGACGAGCAUGCUUUCCUUUCCGGUUACUUCAAGCUCCCAAUCUUUCACCAUGCAAACUAUUUUCCCAUGA
Phalaenopsis equestris is the source of this 1050-nucleotide messenger RNA. Its product is annotated as transcription factor HEC3-like. Gene Ontology annotation, molecular function: protein dimerization activity; DNA-binding transcription factor activity. The transcript has a single exon. The coding region runs from base 1 to 1050 and encodes 349 amino acids. NCBI's taxonomy places the organism in Eukaryota, Viridiplantae, Streptophyta, Magnoliopsida, Asparagales, Orchidaceae. Gene Ontology annotation, biological process: regulation of DNA-templated transcription. The record is from RefSeq and is a predicted model, not a curated record.